AUGUCGACACCGAUGACGAAGCGGCCCUUUGAAGCCGGGCGAACUUCACCGAGCAAGUCGAGCUCGCCUGCGCGGACGUCACGGUCGACGACGCCGGGCGGCGAAAAGACGGGGACGAGCAUCGGGUCCGGGGGAACGACGGCAGGCAACAACGCGGUGCGUACGCGGUCGAUCCGGUCGAGCACGCUGGUGUCGGGACGGGCAGGCGCAGCGGCGGGUGCACACCGACGCGACUCGUCGCGGCUGAGCACAGCGACAGGCGCAGACGUGGCAGCAGCGACAGAGGCGCAGGAGGCGGCGCGGGCAGAGACGGUGGCGCUGCUGGACGACCUCAAGGAGCGGCUGACGCAGGCGGAGAGCCAGGCCGAGCAGUUCCGGCGGCUGGCCGACGUGCAGCAGGCCAAGCUGGACGAGGCGCUGCGUGAGCAGGCCCGGCUGGAAGAGCGGACACACGAGUACGACGAGCAGGUCGAGGCGCUGCAGAGCGAGAAGCGCGAGAUGGGCCGGCAGAUGCAGCAGAUGGAGACCAUCUACGAGGCCGAGCACAGCGCGAUGACACGCGAGAAGGAGGACAUGGCCAACCGCGAGGAGGAGAUGCAGGCCGUCAUCCAGCGGCUCAAGGACAGUCUGGCCCAGCGGAACAACAACGCGAGCGGUGACGACGAGGGCCGGCCCUCGAGGCAGUCUGGAAACAACUCGCCCGGGCUUGACAGCAGCGGUGGCAGCUUUGCACCUCCAUCGUCGCUGCACCGCAGCGAUUCGCGCAACAACUCGAAGCUGCUGCUGCAGAAGGACAAGCUGAUCGAGUCGCUGCGGCUGGAGCUAGCCGAGGCGCAGAUCAAGCUGGUCGAGUCGGAGAACCAGGGCGGCGGGCGGCUGCGUGAGGUCGAGCGCCAGCUGAUGGAGGCCCGCAUGGCCAACGCCCGCCUGAUGGAGGACAACGAGAGCUACCAGCUGCUGCUGCAGGAGAAGACGCUGAAGGGCGACUUUGGCACGGCCGACUUUGGCUAUCUCAGCGGCAGCGGCAACGGCGGGCUCGGAAGCACGGCCGCCAACAAUACAGCCGGUAGCAGUGCAGCAGCUAGCGGCGAGGGAGGAGCCACGACGCCCAACGAGACCCGGUCGGCGAACCAGGACGCGCUCGCCGCGCUCGAGGGCCGUGGAUCGAGUCUGGCCGACGAGCUGUCGGGAGCUGCUGGCAACGAUAGCGAUAGCGAGAGCGGUGCCGUGGCCGUGGUCGAGGUGGCGUCCGAGUCGCAGCGCCGGCUCGAGGCUGAGCUCAAGUCGCUGCAGGACCAGAACAAGGCUCUGACGCUGUACAUCAACAAGAUCAUCGAGCGUCUGCUCGAGCACCAGGAGUUUCAGUACAUCCUCGACCGUUCGUCCGAUGGCAAGCCGCCGCCGGCUCCCACGUCGCUGCCAGCCACCAGCGCCGGCGUCAACGCGAGUGCCAGCGCUAUGGCCAGCGCCAGGACCAGUGCCAGUUCCAGCGCCAGUUCCAGCGUCUCCGGCGCCAACACCAACAAGGACCUGCCGCCGCCACCCGCUUCCCAGCUUAGUCAGCAACAGGCUGGCAGCAUCCACAACUACCUGUCGCGCACAAAGUCGAUGGCCGUGGGUGGCAGCAAUGCGUCGCGCGUGCGACCCCGACCGGCCUCGGCUGUGCACGAGUCGGCGCAUAGCCACCCGGAUACGGCGCCGUCGAUCCCCAUCUCGCUGUCGCGGUCCACGAGCGUGCGUCGCCAGCGGCCCAUGAGCGAGCAGUACGUGCGCCACGGCGGCAUGAGCGGGCCCUCGGCUGCGUCUGUCAUCAACGCCAUGUACAAGGGUCCCGACGGACCGCUGUCGCCGUCGUUCCGCAACUCGGGCUACCUCUUUGGCGGCGUCAACGGGGCCAACGGCGGCACCGGUGGUUCCGGCGGCCCCAACAGCUCGAGGUCCUCGAUCCAUGGCCCGCGCUCGCCCGCCCUCCCGGCUCUCUCGACCAGCGGCAACUUCCCUGGCAUGCGCAGCGAGACGUCCAGCGUGUCGGGCGACUGGGACUCGAUCAGCUCGCCCAAGAGCCUGAGCCCGCCGCGGCAGAUGGAGAAGACGUCCUUUACCGGCUCCAAGCCGCGGCCGCUGCGUCUCGUCCAGGAGAACACUGACCUCGUAAAGGUCGAUCUCGGCGUCAACAAACGCGCCAGCUGGAUCGGCUGGGCCUUUGGCGGCAAGAAGGACGACGGCAGCCACAGCCCCAUGCACACCAGCGUCGCCCUCGCCAGUUCCGAGCCCAUCCAGGAGUAA
This is a messenger RNA of Grosmannia clavigera kw1407, 2286 nucleotides long. Its product is annotated as m serotype protein. The coding region runs from base 1 to 2286 and encodes 761 amino acids. Lineage: Eukaryota; Fungi; Ascomycota; Sordariomycetes; Ophiostomatales; Ophiostomataceae. The transcript has 2 exons. The record is from RefSeq and is a predicted model, not a curated record.